AUGCACUACGCGUUCCGCCACCAUGACCAUGGCAGCCGCACCAUCAACAGGGCGCCAUCAAACAUGGACGAACACGAGGCUACGAGAUUGCUACAUUUGCUGGAAGAAGCUAAAAGUCAACUCAGCCAAGAGCAGAGGCGACGAGAAGAAGCAGACCGACGGUUUCGAGAAGAGCAGCAACGACGCGAAGAAGAGCGACAGCGACGCGAGGAAGCAGACCGCCAACGCGAGGAGGCAGACCGCCAACGCGAGGAGGCCGUGGCCGUGGCCGCUGCUGCGCGGCCACAGACAAUCCCCGACUACCUCGAGGCCUGCCAUCAACUCAGCCUGGCAAUUGACAUAGUCACGGACAAGACCCUCACGACACAAGGAGAGCCCACUAAACCCGCAGGACGCAAGUUUCCACAGCAAAUCAUUCCUUGGGACAACUUCGCCGCCUCGCAAGAAGAAACAUGGAGUCGACUAGCAGCUGACAAUGCGUUUUUUACGAAUACCAUUUACCCAUCUGCGAACCAAGUGGACUAUAUCGCAUCGUUGAACAGGCCAAUCAGCAGCGAACUUGAUCUUCGAAACUUUGAGCGAGAUACGGUCGAGAAUGCCGUCCAGAUACUGCUUGACCAGAUAUGCGGGAACCAGCGCCUGCGGAAUAACCUCGACAUUCAAGGCACGGUGAUGUUCAAGAAUCAUACGAACCUGGGCGACUGCGACAAGUAA
Purpureocillium lilacinum is the source of this 714-nucleotide messenger RNA. The record is from RefSeq and is a predicted model, not a curated record. Lineage: Eukaryota; Fungi; Ascomycota; Sordariomycetes; Hypocreales; Ophiocordycipitaceae.